Molecule: messenger RNA, 1952 nt
Organism: Macrobrachium nipponense
Lineage: Eukaryota; Metazoa; Arthropoda; Malacostraca; Decapoda; Palaemonidae
Product: trypsin-1-like
Exons: 13
Coding region: 245-1540 (431 amino acids)
Biological process (GO): proteolysis
Molecular function (GO): serine-type endopeptidase activity
Source: RefSeq, a predicted model, not a curated record
UCGGCAGAACAAAAUGAUCUGCAAGUGUUCCUGAAAUAAUAGAUGUUAAAAUGUUCUCCCUUUCAACACGUUAGCGACUGUAUACUCUCACGUAGCUAAAUGCACUGUUGAAUAGAAGCUUGCUCCGAGCGGAGGCGAUCCUGGGGAGUGUUGUUGUAGCUGUUAUAUCUUAGUGGAUUUUGCACGUUUGAGGAAAUAAAAUUCUGUGACCCGGUUGGAAAGUGUUCGAACUUUUCGAGGGAAGAUGAAGUUGGUCAAGUCAGCAUUCCUGCUGUUAUGUUUGAGCCUUUGGACCACCGAUGAAGCAUUUGGAAAGGACCUGCAAGCCGUGAAAGAGACUAGCAAGAAGGGAAAUGCCGGAGCAGGAACAUCAAAUCAGGUCAAAGCCUCAUGUGGUAGUACUGCUACCCUGGGGCCGGGACAGUCGGUUACCAUACAGUCCCAGAAUUAUCCGAGCCCUUAUUCUACCCCGCAGAAUUGCACUUGGCAUUAUACGGGUCAGUUAACGGAGUCCAAGAUGACGAUUGCCUGUGACGUUUUCGAGCUCAACAGCUGUGGGUUCUCCUUCGUCGAAGUUACUUACAAUGGCGCAGUCUCAAGGUACUGUGGAGUGCUUGCUGGACUCAAAGAGACAAGCACCUCGAAUGUGAUGUCAGUCAACUUCGUAGCCACGAACAAAGGAAAGAAGCAAAAGGGAUUCCAAUGCACAGUCACUGCUUCAGAUCCAAGCGUUACUCCGCCACCAACUCCCCCACCGUCUACCUCUUCCUGCCGCUGUGGCGUUGUUAACCGGAAUGCAAGGAUCGUGGGAGGCGUUGUGACAGAACUAUACGAGUACCCCUGGCAGGCAGCCAUAACUUCCAAAACAUCGAACCAACCAUUCUGCGGUGCCUCCAUCAUCGCCAGCGAAUGGAUCCUGACUGCAUCGCACUGUGUUUAUGGCACAAUGCCAGAUUCUAUCAACAUUGUAGUUGGAGAGUACGACUGGAGUCUGCCAGACGAGACGAACGAAGUUGUCUAUACAGUGAGCGCUAUUCAUAGGCACCCGCAAUUUGACACCAGUACCUUCGAUAACGACUUAGCACUCCUGAAGUUAUCGCAGCCAAUCGCCUUUCCCUCUGAUAACAAAAUCGCUCCUAUUUGUCUUCCGCCUCCAAGUUUGCUCUACGAAAAUGUUAGUGCCACAGUAACUGGCUGGGGAACCUUGUCGUCAGGAGGUCCUCAGCCUACUAUGCUGUAUGAAGUAGUUGUCCCAACAAUGACAAACGCAAAAUGUAACACAUUAUUGAGCAAUCAGGUUACUGCCAACAUGAUCUGCGCUGGAAUAGACGCGGGAGGAGUGGACUCUUGUCAGGGCGAUUCCGGAGGACCAAUGGUGACUAACAGUCAGAGUGGAACCUACAUGGAGCUGAUUGGAGUCGUCUCUUGGGGUUAUGGAUGUGCUGAGCCCAACAAACCAGGAGUUUACGCUCGAGUCAACAAGUUCCUGACCUGGAUAAAUAGUACCACUGGAGCUGCUAGCGGAUGCCCUCAUCCUUAGAAAGAGCGUUUCAUCUUCACUGAAUAAAGUCAAUGGAACUAAUGUGAUGAUAUUGAUUAUUAAAUAUUUUUUGAGUUACGCAUCUUUACAUUAGCAACUAAAUUUUUUAAAGUUUUCUGUUUAACAGAACCUGGUAACCAGAAUUAAAAUAUUAUGCUCCAAAAACUGUAAUUUUGAUUGAUUAAAACAACUUUAAAAAAUAUCUCAUAUUUCGUUAAAAUUUGAUCCCUUACUGAAGUCUUAGCGUUCUGACAUAUAUCUGUGACAUAAAAAGACAAUUUAACAAUGCGGUGCUUAUUUGCUUUUACAGGAAUUCUAUCAUGUACUGUCGGCCAACGAAGAAUUGGCGUAGUUUCUUAAUUCAUUGUUCGCUAUGGAAAUAUUGCCAUAUGCAGAUGCCAGAUUACUUACU